GUUUGACAGAUAUACAGGAUUACAAAAAUAAUCCCACUUGCUCUCAUUGAGCAUGCGCAAAGUGAGGUGAGAAAGACGAGGGGAAGUCAGCGAUCGGUAAAAUCUCAUCAUCUUCCCAGCACUCGGAAAUCUCCGGUGAUGAACUAAACAAGACGAGGCUCUCCGCUGACCUGUUCCAUGCUUCCAAAGCAUUGAAGCAAAACAUCCUUCAUCUAGAGAAACACCUGAGCGCUUGCAGAGGUCUCACACACGCGCUGGUGUGGUCUUGGCGCCGGAUGCCCGACCACGCUAGCUCCCGGACAGCGGGCGUUGGCUCGACAUGUCGGUGAGAAGAUGGACAGCCGGACGUCCAGAUGUGAGCUGAUCGAGCUGAAGGACCUCAGCGUGAAUGAUCCCAUCGAGCUGGCGGCCCGUGAGCCUCGCGGCGCUCCAAGUCGGCUCGGACGCUUCCACGUUGUCCGACUGGUGGGGGACACGGUCAGCAUCGAGGCCCCGCCCGCAGAGGCCGCUCGCGGUCACGACUUCCAUGCUUAUGGUCAUACUCACCUCACCUGGUGCGACCUGUGUGGAGAAUUCAUCUGGGGACUUCACAAGCAGGCUUUACGCUGCACCAAUUGCAGUUACACUUGUCACCACAGAUGUCGAGUGCUCAUCCGGCUGGACUGCAGCGGCACAGAGCAUCUGUCGGCAGAGCGGGCGGAUUUUUCCGUGGAAUCUAUUGAGACGGACACCGAUGUGGAUGAGCAGACUGACUGGCGCAAGCGGGAGUUAAGCGUGGGUGAAGUCCAUCAGAAGGUCCAGGAGUACAACGCUCAGGUUAACAGCAACCUCUACAUGCUGGUGAAUAAGGACGGCUCCUACACCGGUUUCAUCAAAGUCCACUUUCAUCUGGUUCGUCCCGUCACCCUGCCGCCUCCUCAGAGUCUCACCCAGGAGGAACAGGAGCGCGGCCGAUCUCUGCGGCGACGGACGUCUUUCUACCUCCCUAAAGACGCAGCCAAGCACCUGCACAUAAGCUCCCGCACACACGUGCGAGAAGUCAUCGAGGCCUUGCUGAACAAAUUCACUGUGGUGGACAACCCCGCUAAGUUUUCCCUGUUUGAGCGCACCCACAGGCACAGUCAAGUCUAUCUGCGGAAAUUGAGCGACGACGAGCGCCCCCUGCAGCUGCGCUUGUGUGCAGGACCGAGCGAAAGGGUCCUGAGUCUGGUCCUCAAGGAGAAUGAGACCGGGGAUGUUCAUUGGGAUGCAUUCAGCUUUCCUGAACUGUGCAACUUCCUGCGUAUCCUGCAGCGUGAGGAAGAGGAGCACGUACGGCAGAUAGUGAGGCGCUACGCUCACGCUAGAGACGUGAUGAAGGAAGCCAUGGCUAGGAUUUCUGCUCCUGCGUGACUCUGGGGCAACUCCAGGAAUUCCGGAGUCAAAGGGAAGGACAAAAAGAAAGAAAGACAGGGAUUGUGGUUUUCCACCAUACUUCAUGUGAAGGUGAUGUUAGCAGACAGGGGAACAAGAGCAAUACUGCUUUGGUUAGAAGAUGUACUGUAUAGAAAACACACUAUGGCUAUGAAUAUAUAAUGUGAUAGUUUUGUUGAUCACAUGACACCAUUUUUGCACUUUAGUGAAGCUGUGGAGAGUCGUUGGAUGACUAAUUAUCUAAUAAACUUUUGGGUGUUAUUGUCAUGAUUACGAGUUCCAUUUUUGGUAGAAGAUGCCGUUAGUAUGUAUGAAAAGUACUUUUUAUGGUACUACUUCAUGCAAACUCUUGCCAACAGCCUCCCAUGAACAGCCAUGCAAAACACACGUCAC
Doryrhamphus excisus (bluestripe pipefish) is the source of this 1806-nucleotide messenger RNA. It is a transcript of the gene rassf1, whose product is annotated as Ras association domain family member 1. The record is from RefSeq and is a predicted model, not a curated record. NCBI's taxonomy places the organism in Eukaryota, Metazoa, Chordata, Actinopteri, Syngnathiformes, Syngnathidae. Gene Ontology annotation, biological process: Ras protein signal transduction. Gene Ontology annotation, cellular component: nucleus; microtubule cytoskeleton.